AGAGAGGAAAAACCGCUACUGGCGAACGCAGCAUCUCAGCCUGCUGCUGCAGUGUGUGGCUUUCUUUCUCGCGCGCGCAACACCUUGAUGGCAGCGGCCGGAAGCAAAGAAAAAAAGAGGGAACGCGAAUCAAUUUUAUUUUAGUUACACGUACGAGAGGUUAAGUAAUGAAUGGUGUCUGCUCUAUUCGCAAAGAUGUAUAACCGCAGUAGUAGUUGUAAGCAGGACAGCCGAAUUUGCUGCGUUUUUGGUGAUUAACAGAGAUGUUAAAUUCUAAUGCACAGAAAGGGGACAUCAAGAGUCCGUCAAUUCUCGAUCAUCUUCGAAAGUUUCGCUUUCAAAAACCGUCUGUCAAGAAAAUGUUCACCUCUGAUGAAGACAGUAAUUCAUCUGCCCCAGAAAGAUGCCGUAAAGUUGUCAACCGUAUUGAAGACAGUGAAAGUGAUGGAGAGAAACCUGUCAAUGGAACUACAUCUGACUCAGAGCAAAAGUCUGAACUUCAAAUAAAAGAAGAGAAGCUCAAUUAUCUAGUUAACUUAUAUCCUCAUUUUUCAAAUAAAUUGCUACAAGAUGUACUUCAUGAUGCUGAUUGGGAUACAGAAGCAGCUAAGGCAAAAUUAGAAGCAAGUCGCAAAAGAUCAUUCAAGACAUCUAAAAAGUCUAAGACAACUAAACGUAAAAAGUACGAAGAUGAUGAAGACAAUGACAUUGACUCAGAUGAUGAAAAUUAUAGUAAAGCUAAGGUCUUUGAUAGCGAUGAAGAUUCUGAUACAGAAGUAUCAAAUGAAAUGACACGUGAUAAAAAAGCAGUAUUAGAUUUCAUGCAAAAUGCGCUUCCUUCUGAGCUGCUUUUACUCAAUCAGUGUUCUCAGAAGAAAGUUGAUGCAAUACUAGCCGUUAGACCUUUUGAUGAUUGGAGAGAUCUUGUUCAAAAAUUUCAAAGUGUAAAAUUUCUGGAUACUGAACUUUUGAAUGCAGCUCAAGAUUUAUUAAUGACACGGAGUGUGAUUGGAAGUCUCAUGAAAAAAUGUUUGAAAUUGUCAGCAAAUAUGGAGAAAGCAGUUGCUGCUGGUGCAGCAGCUAUAAAAGAGCAGCCAAAAGGUUUAUCUUCCGAACUAACAUUGACUCCUUAUCAAAUGGUUGGUUUAAAUUGGUUUGCAGUAAUGCAUACACAAAAAGUGAAUGGUAUUUUAGCUGAUGAAAUGGGAUUAGGGAAAACUGUUCAGGUCAUUGCUUUCCUCACUUAUCUUAAAGAUUCAGGUCUUACUGAGGAUACUGAUGGUCCACACCUGAUUGUUGUACCCAGUUCAACGAUAGAAAAUUGGAGCAACGAAUUAGAGCGCUGGUCUCCAGGACUGAGAGUGGCUAAAUAUUAUGGUUCACAAGAAGAACGGAGAAUGAUUCGUUUUGGAUGGCGCAACGGCGAUUUAGAUGAAAUUGAUGUGAUAUUAACUACAUACAAAUUAGUCAGUAGUACACCAGAAGAACGACGACUUUUCCGUGUUAUGCCCAUAAAAUACGUAGUUUUUGAUGAGGCACACAUGUUGAAAAACAUGUCCACACAGAGAUAUGAGAAUUUAAUUGAAAUUAAUGCUAAACACAGAAUUCUUUUAACUGGAACCCCACUUCAAAACAAUCUCUUAGAAUUAAUGUCGCUACUCAUGUUCGUAAUGCCGUCCAUGUUUGCUGGUAAACAGAAUGACUUAAAAAGUCUUUUUGCAAAAAAUCCCAGAAUACCAACCAAUAAAUCUACCGAUGAUAAACCACUUUUUGAAGAAGAACAAAUCAAUAAUGCAAAACAAAUCAUGAAACCUUUUAUUUUGCGACGAUUAAAAUCUGAAGUUUUAAAAGAUUUGCCAACAAAGUCUAAUGAAGUCAUCAAGUGUCCCUUACUUAAAAAACAGAAAGAUUUAUACGCAAAGUUACUUGCUAGAUUCUCAGCUGAAGCUAGAGAACAUUCAGAAGUGGAUGGUACAGGAAUGUUAAUGCAAUUACGAAAGCUUGCAAAUCAUCCACUUUUAACACAAGAUUACUACAAAGAAGAGCAAUUAAGGAAAAUUUCAAAAAGACUGGUCAGUGAGUCUGGCUGGAAACAGAAAAAUCCACAGUAUACCUAUGAAGAAUUGUUAUGGCUUUCUGAUUACAAAAUUAACCAGCUUUCACGAACAUAUAAAAGUUGUUCUGGCUUUGGUCUGCCUCAAAAUCUCAUACCUGAAUCUGGGAAACUGAAGAAAUUAGACAUUCUUCUACCUCAAUUAAAAGAUGAAGGUCAUAGAGUAUUAAUAUUUAGUCAAUUUACGAUGGUCUUAGACAUUUUAGAAGAAUAUUUAACAAUUAGAGGACAUAGGUAUCUUAGACUCGAUGGCCAAACGCCGGUUAUGGCAAGACAAGACUUGAUUGAUGAAUUCACAGAAGAUAAUGGCAUUUUCAUUUUUUUGUUGUCUACGAAAGCCGGUGGAUUGGGUAUUAAUUUAACUUCUGCUGAUACAGUGAUUAUUCAUGAUAUUGAUUUUAAUCCACAUAAUGAUAAACAAGCAGAAGAUAGAUGUCACAGAGUUGGACAAAAAAAUCCCGUGAGAAUUAUUAGACUUUUAGGAGAAGAUACAAUUGAAGAAGGCAUGUACAAAUUAGCACAAGAAAAAUUAAAUUUAGAAAAGAGAAUGACUGGUGACGAAGAAAGUGGAAAUGAGAAAAAAACGGGUAUAUUAAAAUUAUUAAAGACAAUUUUGAACUUGGAUCACAAGAAAUCGAUCGUUUUAUCGCCUACAACAAAUGACGAAGAAAACGGAUUUGAUGAAGAUUGACAGUGUUCAGUGUAGGAGUAAUACUUAUUAUAUCAAUAUACAUAUUUACUUGUGAUGCAUUUUUCUACCUAUUAUAUUUUAUGCGAGUCUACAUGGAGUAGCACCAAUUAUGAUCUUUUUAUUCACUUUUUCAAUGGAACUUGUAUGUACAAAAACAUUUUUACAAGUGUAUGUUCAAGUGUCUUGUUUUCAACAAAAAUUAUGAUGUGAAAUAUUUUGUUUACUAUGUAUUUAUUAAAUGAUCGUCAUUUUUGUAGUAUUGAUUUUCAAUUCUCAUCCUAGUUGUCAUUGAUUAUUGAAAUUUUGUAAAAGUUGUCAUUAAAUUUGUGUUAAAAACAUAAAUAC
Messenger RNA from Phymastichus coffea, 3149 nucleotides. It is a transcript of the gene Etl1, whose product is annotated as SWI/SNF-related matrix-associated actin-dependent regulator of chromatin subfamily A containing DEAD/H box 1 homolog. Lineage: Eukaryota; Metazoa; Arthropoda; Insecta; Hymenoptera; Eulophidae. Bases 264 to 2804 code for a protein of 846 amino acids. The transcript is spliced from 12 exons. Gene Ontology annotation, cellular component: nucleus. Gene Ontology annotation, molecular function: ATP-dependent chromatin remodeler activity; chromatin binding; ATP binding. The record is from RefSeq and is a predicted model, not a curated record.